Molecule: messenger RNA, 3362 nt
Organism: Paramuricea clavata
Lineage: Eukaryota; Metazoa; Cnidaria; Anthozoa; Malacalcyonacea; Plexauridae
Source: the annotation of a GenBank genome assembly
UAUCGCAAUCAUUGCCGGCAAAAAUUGAACGAAAGCAGUGUACUGUACAAACAGUCAAAGGAAAUCAGCACAAUAAACUAUGGCACCAGCCCAUCAGGUUUGUACGUCUUUCUGUUCAUCUCCUAUACAUCCUAAUUCUUUAAAGACCGCGCUUUGUUUACAUUUUGAACUCAGUGCUACAGUUCUAAAAUAUUACUAUUAGAUAUAUACCGGGUGGCGCAAAAAAAAGUUCACGCGUUUGAUUUAGUACAGCGAAAAAACUAUAAGUGUUACGUUCCUCAAAUAAAUGUUAUCCUAUCCACGAAGGCCUAACUUAAAUUUUGAUGUAUAACACAUGCAUUUUUGUUUAGUAUUACCCAAGAUAUUGGUAAAUCAAUUUGAAUAUGCAAUUUCAAAACGUUCCAAAAUUAGCUGAAAAUAGCCUAUUAAAUACGAGUAAAGGAAUUAACGAUAUAUGAAGAACACAACGGCAGUAAAUAACGCGUUUAUCAUGGAAAAUUAAAUAACUAUAUUCUUGCACGUGUGACCAUACUAUCGAACGAACUAACGUUGGAUUUAUUUGCUGGUCAAAGUUAUGGCAAUCAGCAAUAAUCGCUUCACGAAGCUGUCUCAAAUUGUUCGGUUGUUGAUCUAAUUUAAUUCCCUGUAGCUAUGGGACAUGGAAUACUGCGAAGCAAUUCUUAAUUAAAAGAGCCAUCUUUUUCGAAAUUUUGUUGCUUUUCAAAUGAUAAUAAAACAAAUAAAUAAAUAAGGAAAAUCAUUCGUUACACGUUUCAAUUCAAAUUAAAUUCAUACAAGCGAAUAUGUCUGACGAAAUUCUAAAAUUUAUCAAAACAGUUUAAUAGGCCAUUUUUAGCCAAUUUGUCAGAUUUUCAAAACUUCGUUCCAAAUUUUAUUUGGCGAUAUCCCAGUCAAUAUUGCACGUAAAUAAACAUGCUAUAGCUCAAAAUUUAAGUUAGACUAUUAUGAAUACAGCUACGUUUAUUUCAGGGAUGUAACCCUUAUAGAUUGUUCGCUGUACUAAAUCAAACAGUUAUACUUUUUUUUGCGCCACCCGGUAUUAUACUGAAUUUUUAACACCCUUCUGAUUUCGCUAUGCUCGUAAGUGAAUACAGACUAGAGAUUCAAAUAUUCAAUUCAAGAAAGUUCGGAAGGUGCGAAAUAUUAAUAGGGAGCUUUAGCAGCGACGAGUACAACUGCUGUGACGACUACGAGUACGAGAUUCGUCAAGCGAAACGGAUGCUGUAUGCUUUAUACGGAGUUACGCCAUUCCGUACUGACGCAAAAAAGUCGUAGCCGCCGCCUAUCUGAGUACGAAAUUGUGGAGAAAUUCCGUAGUCCUCACGACGACUUAUAAAAAAACAAAGAAAGUUUGCUUUUCUUUGUUUUCCAAAAAUAAUUUGUAGCGUUUAUAUAGCGUUUAUCCGGCGCAAAUAAUAUAUUAGUACUAAAUAGCUGGCUUGUUUUUAAUGUUCUGACUUAUUUGCACAUUUUGUAGGGGAUUUUAGUCUGCAGGAGAUUUAGUUUAUGAAACUUUUUCUCUCGUCGUUUGUUUACUGUUAUAAAAGCAACAUUUGAACGGAAACAAGAACGACUAUACGGUGAUUUCCUCGCACGCGAUCAAAUCACGUACUCGUACUCGCUGCUAUUAAAAACUCCCUAAUAACAUUCCAACGGUCGAGUCCCGACCAUUGGGAUGUAGGCCCGCGCAGAACGUAUGCGCAAGAACGGACUUUACAUGGUCUUUAAUGUACAAUUAUUUAACUAAAGCAUUACAUUUUAACUUCAGCCAAGACGUCUAGAUGGCAUUCUGCGUGAACCGUGCAUCUCGGAGGUGACACACCACGACAUCAACAAAGCAUUAAGGCUUUGUCCACAGCAGUGUGACGACUGCCGACGUCUCGUGCAAUGGGCGAAGGUAUUCGUGACGAAUAUGCCCAGCCACGCAAGACGAAAUUGCAAGAUAGAAAUCAAUCCUCCUCACUUUACAGUGAUUUACUGGUCAGAUACAGGCUACCAAGAAAACCACUUUGUAUUUCAGAUGAUAGGUGAUAACAUAUAUAUCACCACUAUGAAUGAGAGUUGGAGAAUGUGGUUUCAGCGACUGGCCAGCGAAUUUUGGUCGUCAGUGAAGAAUGCUGCUGGAUAUAUCUUGAAGAUAGUAUUACGCGCACUAACAGGUGCGGAUCGCGACGCAUUGGAGUAAUGGAAAUGUGAACACUAUUAAAAGGCUGUAAAGUCCGUUCUGCUUAUCAGUUCUGCUCAUAUUUACAAAGGGAGACCCUCAAUCUCUUACCCAGAGCAAUGCUUUCGCCCGCGCACAGGCAUUGCUCUGCAUGGCUACGAGAUUGGGCAAUCUCGUUCCCAGAGUAUGCCUGUUCGCGGGUUAGGUAGUGAUUGGAGAUUGGGAAAAGGGCACAAAUAUAAACAUUGCCAAAUUUUGCGUCUUUCGAACUUUUUUGAAUUGAAACGUUAUAGUUUAUAUUCAUUGACAUUAUAGCGAACCAGAAAAGUGUUAGAUAUUCAGUUAGUAUAUCAUAUUUUACAAUUGUAGCAGUUCAAAAUGUAAACAAAACGUUUGUUUUGUACAUAUACGGACUUUACAGAAUCUUUAUUCUUUAACUAAAGCCCGCCGCACACGAGAGCAACUUGCUGAGUUAAGCGCCUCGCAAAGCGGUUAGCUCACCAAGCUGCUCUCGUGUGCGUAUAGUUUUCGUGAGGAUUUAACCUCUCGAGGCCUUGACGUAAAUAUCUAUCGUGUUUGAUAUUUUUCACCUGGCGAAGAAAAAAUCUCAGCGUCUGCGGAUGUUGUGAGCUAAGUGUUGAGCUGUUUGAAUGAAUUAGCCAAUGACAAACCAUAGUUUCUUCAUGUGACUUGGAACAAAAUGGAGGAAAAUGCAAAUGAUUUUGUCAAUUAUGUUGUUGUUGAGUAGUUUUCCCAACGUGUGCGGUGAAAAUACAUAGCUGAGUUAGCUGCCUCGCGAGGCGGUUAGCUCAGCAAGUUGCUCUCGUGUGCGACGGGCUUAAAAUACGUCGAUAGAUCACUUUAUAUAAUACCUUAUUGAAUUCUGAUCGUUUAAUUGUAAUGUUGAAUUUUGUGUUACUGUCUGACUGUCUUGUACCAUUCAUUUAUUUAGUAUACUUUUAUUACUUCUAUUUGGUAAAUUACACUUACCACGGGCGAGAACGGAAGUAGCAAAACAUUCUUUUUAUUAUAAUGAAUGCUUAACUUAUAAUAAAACCUUAGACAAAAUUUUAACUUUGUUGACUAUAGUAAUGUAGAUUUGACCAUAAUUUUAUUGAUGGUUUAAUAGCUAUAAAUUUUAUUGAUGGUUAUAAUUAUUUUAUUGAAUAAAAUGGUG